Ricinus communis (castor bean) is the source of this 1851-nucleotide messenger RNA. Its product is annotated as pentatricopeptide repeat-containing protein At5g18950. Gene Ontology annotation, molecular function: protein binding. The record is from RefSeq and is a predicted model, not a curated record. NCBI's taxonomy places the organism in Eukaryota, Viridiplantae, Streptophyta, Magnoliopsida, Malpighiales, Euphorbiaceae.
AAAAUUGACUUUAUCAGUAUUCUUAGCUGUGACGGUGGAUCUAUUUCUCCACUUCUAAAAAUUGGAACUUUGGCGUUCUGUGUGUGGCAUCUCAACUUUUAAAAAAAAAAACAAAUUAAAAGAAGAGAAAAUUUGGAGCUUUUGAUUUUUUCUAGUGGCUUGUGCAAUUUUUUCUCUUGGUAGAGAAAUUGAAGAUGGGCAGAGCUUAAUGUUGUUAACAAUUUGGUCAAUUUUGGCCUGUAAGUUCAAUUUAUAGUUUCUAAUGGUUCCCUUCAGUAUUUCUGAGUUAUAUCUUCAAAUUUUAUGUUUAGAAGAGGAAAUUUAUUAGGGUUUUCUUCUUGUCAUGGCUAGAGCUCCGUCAUCUAUUGUUAUCUUUCUUCGCCAAAGCCCCAGUAGGUAUAACUCUAGUACCCAGACUAGAAAACUUAACAUAGAAUGUAAAGAUGCUGACUUCAAUAGAUAUGGACUUAACCUAAAUCAGAAUGAAGAAGUUUUUCAUAGCGUAAAGCAGCAUUUUACUGAUGUAGCUAAAGAAGUUGCUCAGAUCACAAGAACAAAAGCCAGAUGGGAGCAAACUUUAUUGUCAGAUUUCCCUUCUUUUAAUUUAACUGAUCCCCAGUUCUUCUUUGAGGUUUUGAAGCACCAAAAUAAUGUUUUUCUUUCAUUUAAGUUCUUUCAUUCGCUGCGGUCGCAUUCUAGUUUUGUGCCUGACCAAGUGUCCUGCAAUAUGCUUUUUGAUUCACUUUUAGAGGCUAAGGCUUGUCGUGAAGCUAAUGUUUGUGAGGGUGGAUUGGUUCAGGAUGCAGUUGAUGUGUUUGUGAAGUUUAAAGACACUAGUGCGUUUCCAUCAAUAGUGACAUGGAAUUCUGCUUUAUUGGGUUGUCUUAAUGUUGGAAACAAUGAUCUUUUCUGGAAGUUAUAUCAUGAUAUGCUAAGAGCUGGAGCUGUGGCAGAUAUUGAAACUGUUGAAUCUUUUUGUAGUGAUGGUCAAGUUCUGAAGGGUUAUGAACUUCUCAGAGAGGUGUUGGAAAAUGGGUUAGUCCCUAGAAAUGUGGCUUUCAAUGCAUUGAUAUCUGGGUUUUGUGAGCAGAGAAACUUUAGUAGAGUGUCCGAGCUUCUACACAUAAUUAUUGCCAAGAAUUGUACUCCCGAUAUUUAUAGAUAUCAGGAAGUCAUCCAUGGACUUUGCAAGAGUAAAAUGUCACUCGAGGCUUUCAGAGUUUUCAAAGAUCUUAAAGACAGAGGUUAUGCCCUGAAUAGGGUCGUGUACACAAUGAGCUACUGGCACAUGGUUUACAGCCAUCGACUUUAUCCUACAUUCCUUUUAUUCGGAAGCUAUGUGAAGUGGGAGACGUGAAAGAAGCAAAACAGCUGUGGAAUGAUAUGCAAAACAGGGGUCUGAAGCCAAUGGCCUGUGAUUAUGAUCAUUUUAUUACUGCAUUAUAUGAGUAAAAUUAUCUGACAGAGAGGACUGAAUGGCUAGUUGCCAUGCUGAAGAAUUAAACUUGCACCACAGUGGACAACUUUUGAGAUAUUUGCUCAGCGCCAUUUGCAAGGUGAAUUAGAUGAUUCUUUGUUUGUUUUAGAUGACAUGUUUGGGAUGGGUUAGUCUCUUGAAAUAGGCAAAUGCAACUUCUUGGUUGAUAAACUCUGAGGAGAGAAUACCGCACCUUCCGAAACAUGCCUAGACAGGAUACGAGAAAGACAUUAGACCGGGCAUUCUGGAUCCCCUUUUUUGUUACUUGUACGAAGAAGAAGAAACAUACAAUUUUCCUCCCAAAUGAUUCGUUUAAAUGUCUAAGAAGUUUUCCCUCUAGAGUUAUCAAUAACAAAUAUUAGAGUUGUUUGAUA